GGCCUGCAAGAGCAGAACUUCAGCCCUUUGCUCCUCCUUUGAGAUACAUCAGGUAAAUGACAGAGCCCUUUACAAGGUCUAAGGAGCCUUCACGUAAAACCAUUCUACCUAUUGACCUCACCUUGCUGGUGGUAGAGAAAAGAUCUCACAAUGAAAAGGCACAAAGGUUUUCUGUGGUAUACUCUGUUUUUCUCUCUAUUGGACUAAGAAGAACACUUAAAUAGCUAUCUUUGGAAGAGAAUGUUUCAGAUACAACAUAAUUAAACCAGUGUUUAAUGAUAAAUAAUCCAAGCUGUCAUACCCCUGGAGAGGUAUAGAAGGGAGGAUUAAACAUUUAGCAUAAUUUUUAUAAUUUCUGACAUUAUAACUGUAUUUAAAAAUCUUCUGAAAGCAGCCACAGACUGACUUAGUCCACUCUGUUCUACUAGUUGGCCUUAGUCUAGAAAACAGAAUAGAGAUAUCUUCUCUCCGAGAUUACAAAACAAGUAGCCUGUUAGAAAUUAGAUAUUACUUCUAGAUUUCCUGCCGUGUGCUCUGACAGUUAUUCCUACCCUUUUCUCCUGAGUUGUCCUACAAAGCUCAGAAGUUUUAACGUUAUUCUUUGACUGACAUCAUAAAGCUUGAACCUUUAUCACAUGGGAAAGUCAAUGGCAUUCAGCCACAGGCAUACGGAAGACUGUCACAAAAGACUUCCAGCCAGCUGCUGUGGGUCCUGGAACAGACCAAGUGACUCUUAUUCAGGAAUACAAAAAACAAUAAGGAGGUUUUCCAGAGAUACAAUCCAGGUUGAAACUAUCUGUAUACAGUAACUAUUUCAAUGGUAUUGAUUUAGGAACCAGUGGAAGCACUGUCACUUUUCUCCUUCAGGCCCCUAUUGAUUGCCUACCAUAUCAUGAAGCAAGCAACUGCUAGUUCUCAUCAUCCUGCAGUUACUGAAAUGCUAAUAAGAUUUGGGCAGAGUGACCCUGAUGAGCACUCUGCAAUUCUCCAGAGGCAGGAGAACUUCAGUGUAAUAUUAACAGUUCAUGAAUAUGCAAGCAAGAAUGCAAAUUAAAUAGUAACUACUCAUUUCAGAGGAUAAGCAAGAGGUGGAGUUCUGUGUGCCCUGUCUUCCUAAAGAAAUUGUUUGCUUCUUAGUUUGAGGCUUACAUUAGUAGCCGACAAAACGAAGAGGAGUUUCCAAACAAGCAUAGCAUAGGAGCUUUGCAGCCUUCAUAGGAUUACUGGGGCUGUUUCUGGGAAGAAAGAAGCUUGACUGGACAGACAAAGAAGGCCUGCUGAUUUCCAUAAGGACACAGGAUGUAUGGAGCUUGUUCAGAAGGAUGACUAUCAAGACGUUUCCAGCUGGAUUCCGGUACCUGUUUCCAGAGAGGUCUAUCAUAGCAUCAUAAUCUGAAUGUACAGGAAGCCAUUUGAAAAGUUUACAGGUACCCUACUCUUUGGAGGAGUCAUUUCUGUCCUAAGGACACCCACACUGCAACAGCCCAUGAAGAGCAUCUUCUGUUUGAUGUGCUCAUAAGAGAAAAGUGAUCUUUCCCAACAAAACAUAAGCUGUUUUUCUCCAUCUCAAAGCAUCUCCUGGAAUAGUUGGAUCAGUUCUGUGCAUUGGGAGACCUUUGUCUUAUUUGAAUCAACAUGGAAAGGAAUCUUAAGAAUGUUUUGGUCAUUUCUUUUGGAUUUUUACUUCUCUUCACUGCUUAUGGAGGACUCCAGAGUCUACAGAGCAGUCUCAACUCUGAGGAAGGCCUGGGUGUUGCUUCCCUAAGCGUUCUCUAUGCUGCUCUUAUCGUCUCAUCCAUGUUUCUGCCCCCAAUUCUCAUCAAGAAGCUGGGCUGCAAGUGGACCAUUGCAGGCUCCAUGUGCUGCUACAUUGCCUUCUCCCUGGGGAACUUCUACGCUAGCUGGUACACACUAAUCCCUACCUCUGUGAUCCUGGGCUUAGGAGGAGCACCACUCUGGUCUGCCAAAUGCACUUACCUCACCAUUGCUGGCAAUUCAUAUGCUGAGAAAGCAGGAAAAAUUGGGAAAGACAUUAUCAGCCAAUACUUUGGGGUCUUCUUUCUGAUAUUUCAGUCCUCUGGAAUCUGGGGAAAUCUUAUUUCAUCCCUGAUACUUAGCCAAUCUUCCAGCAAAGUGGAAAUCUCAGAAGAUGACCUGGCAUGCUGUGGGGCGUAUGAUUGCAUAAGCAAUACCGCUAACACCACUGCCUUGGCAGAACCCUCUAAGUCCUUGAUCUACACUCUGCUAGGGGUCUACACUGCUAGUGGUGUGCUAGCUGUGUUGCUGAUUAUUAUAUUUCUGGACCAGAUCAAAUCUGAACAAGCAGAGAAUGAGAAAGAAAUACAAAAGACAUCAUCCUUUUGGUCUACGUUCCUAGCAACUUUCCAGCAUCUUAAAGAUAAAAGACAGUGUCUUCUAAUCCCUCUGACAAUGUACAGUGGGUUUGAACAGGGAUUUCUUGCUGGUGACUACACAAAGACUUACGUGACCUGUGCCCUGGGGAUUCAUUAUGUUGGUUACGUGAUGAUCUGCUUUUCAGCUGUGAAUUCCCUCUGUUCUCUGCUCUUUGGAAAGAUCUCUCAGUUCACGGGUAGAAAAUUUCUAUUUGCAUUAGCCACAGUUACGAACGCUGCCUGUAUAAUAGCACUACUGCUGUGGAAACCUCAUUCUAACCAGCUCGCCGUGUUUUUCAUAUUCCCUGCUCUUUGGGGCUUAUCGGAUGCCAUUUGGCAGACACAAACUAAUGGUCUCUACGGCGUUUUAUUUGAGAAACACACAGAGGCUGCUUUUGCAAAUUACCGUCUCUGGGAAUCGUGUGGAUUUGUCAUUGCCUUUGGUUACAGCACCACACUGAGAGUCUACAUUAAGCUGUACAUUUUACUGGCUGUGCUUAUAUUGUCUAUGGUGACAUAUGGAGUGGUUGAGUACCUGGAAGCUAAGAGAUCCCCUGGGACAUCUGCUGCUACAGAAAAGGAAAACGAGGGACCUCGCACCCAGGAAACACGUAUCUAACCCAUCAUAGCCAGAGUAAUCAAGGCUAUCUCCUAUAGGCAGGUCUCCACAGGUGUUCCAAAUGUGUACUGCCUCCAGGCAGAGGGUAAAGGAACAGAUUUUGGGGCCAGUAAAAUACAAAUGUCUUAGGAGUAAAAAUUUCUUUUGACAUUUCAGCCUUAUAAAAGUAGAUCAUCUGACUUUUUUCAUAAAACUAAAUGUCUUAUAUAAUAUAUAUAUAUAUGUAUUUAAUUAAUAAAGUCUUGAUAAAUGUA
Molecule: messenger RNA, 3266 nt
Organism: Coturnix japonica (Japanese quail)
Lineage: Eukaryota; Metazoa; Chordata; Aves; Galliformes; Phasianidae
Source: RefSeq, a predicted model, not a curated record